UAGAAUCAUUUUGUUAUAAUUGAUGACGAGCUCCGAUUUAGGUGAGUCCACGUCGCGACUUCAACCUGCCAGGCUCAGUCCGAUAAGAGCCAGUUUCCAGUCAAAAUGGUUGCCAUAGUCAAAGUCCUCCAAGGAGCCUUGGAGGGAACCCAGGGGAAGGAUUAUGAUGGCAAUGACGUCUACAAGUUCCUUGGGAUCCCCUAUGCAAAGCCCCCAGUUGGCGAGCUGAGGUUUCGAGAGCCUCAACAGCCGGACUCUUGGGUCGGAGUGCGUGAGGCUGUGGAGGACGGAAGCGCUUGCUUCCAUAAGAACGACUUCAUCCAGCAAUACGAAGGCUCAGAGGACUGUUUGUAUUUAAAUGUCUUCACUAGAGAGCUGCCGCAGGAUGGAAGCUAUAAUCUAAAGCCCGUAAUGGUGUGGAUCCAUGGCGGUGGAUUUACUGGAGGCUCCAACUCCAGCCAAGUUUAUGGCCCAGAUUUUCUUUUAAUGGAAGACGUGGUUCUAGUGUCGAUCAAUUAUCGGUUCGGGCUUCUAGGUUUUUUGCGCUUAAAGGAUCCAGCGUUUAAUAUUUCUGGAAACAUGGGAUUCAAGGAUCAAGUGCAGGCGUUACGAUGGGUUCGGGCAAAUAUACAGCAAUUCAAUGGAGAUCCCGAAAAUGUCACGUUGUUUGGAGAAAGCGCUGGAUCAGCUUCCGUCCAUUUCCAUGUUCUAUCGCCAAUGUCCCGGGAUUUGUUUCAUAAGGCGAUUUUGCAAAGUGGGGCGGCUUUGAACUGCUGGGCCGAUGAAUGUGACCACAGCGUUGUCCAAAUUGCCAAGUUCCACGAUCCAUCCAUAUCGACCGAAAAAGAGGCCCUAAAUGUCCUGAAAAAUCUUACCGUCCAAGAACUCUAUGAGCUGCAGGUGAUUUUCUGCAAGAGUAUUGCGCACGGCGCCCAACGGCCAAUUGGGUUGGUCAUUGAGCCACAGGCGAAAAAAAACGCAUUUUUGAAUAAGAGGCCCAUCGACAUUAUCACUACAGGGGAGUAUAACAAAGUGCCGAUGAUCUUCGGCUACAACAACAAAGAGGGAAUCCUGUUCAACUACAGACGCCAUCUAACUGGUGGGGUUGAGAAAGUGUUGCCGGAAUACUUCAUUCCCCAUAACGUGAAUCUGAGGUCCAAUUCGACCCUGCGCUGGACCUACGUAGAGAAGCUGCAAAACCUCUACUUAAACGGCCCGGACAAAGACGACAAUGCUGUUAUGAUUAUAUCAGACGCUUGGUUCAUUAGCGGAAUCGUGGGGAGCGUGAAGAACCACUCGCAAACUUCCCCAUAUCCCGUCUACUUGUACAAGCUUUCUCUGGACACCGAGCUGAAUUUCGUGAAAAAAGCCUGCCAGCUAACUGAGAUUGCUGGCUGUUCGCACGGCGAUGACCUCGGUUACUUCUUCAAAACGCCAUUCACGCCCCAAAUUGCGCCAUCCAGCAUCGAAGAUGCGUCUUUAAGGCGGCUUGUUCGGCUUUGGGCCAACUUUGCCAGAUCGGGCAAUCCAACUCCGGAUGCCAGCGAGUUCGGGCUGAGCUGGAAGCCUGCGAUGACGCGUCAAUUGAACACUUUGCAUAUUUCCAAAGAGUUGACGAUCGAGGUUAAUCCGGAAGGAAAACGAAUGGAUUUGUGGCGGCAGCUCUAUCAUCAAAGCAAUGCCACUGCUAAAUAUUUAUAACUUCCAUCCUCCGGUUGCAGUUGAAUGUUGCCUCACAGUUGCUGGCAUAAACGCAUGAAGUUCUCAAUUU
Molecule: messenger RNA, 1771 nt
Organism: Dendroctonus ponderosae (mountain pine beetle)
Lineage: Eukaryota; Metazoa; Arthropoda; Insecta; Coleoptera; Curculionidae
Product: juvenile hormone esterase
Exons: 9
Coding region: 106-1701 (531 amino acids)
Source: RefSeq, a predicted model, not a curated record